AUGACUGAUCAUUAUCAGAGUAAACUUCCCGAUAUUGGCCACCUGGCAACAUGGAGCGUAUCAAGUUAUAAAUAUGGAUUUAAUGUGGACUGUUUGCGAGAUGACGAUCCGGAAACAUUCUGGCAGUAUGUGGUCCAACACGUACACCGAUUCCAUAAAAAGGUCGCUGUUCAGAAAAUCGCCAUAUUACUCAAGUUUGACCAGGACGAUUCCUACACGCCCGUUCGACUCGCCAUUCGAGCCGGCAUGAGCUUGAAUGACCUCCAAGAAGUACGCUACGUUGGAUUCGAAAAGCCCAACGAAUGGCUUGAUUUCGAUGUAUCAAUGGAUCUCUCAGACGAUGGCACCAAUGCGCAAGUCCCCGAAUUGCCUAUUGGACUUCUGGCCCUAAUGAAUUUCCCAGGCGCCCGUUACAUUGCUAUGCAAUCCAAAUCGUGGUUGCGGCCAACUACAUGA
Rhizoctonia solani is the source of this 456-nucleotide messenger RNA. RefSeq names its product anaphase-promoting complex subunit 10. Bases 1 to 456 code for a protein of 151 amino acids. The transcript has 5 exons. Lineage: Eukaryota; Fungi; Basidiomycota; Agaricomycetes; Cantharellales; Ceratobasidiaceae. Gene Ontology annotation, cellular component: anaphase-promoting complex. The record is from RefSeq and is a predicted model, not a curated record. Gene Ontology annotation, biological process: protein K11-linked ubiquitination; anaphase-promoting complex-dependent catabolic process.